AUGGCCGGUCAGCAGCCCCCGGACCCUCGCACCCUAGACACCUGGGAAAAUGCCUUCCAAUACCCCCUCCCCAUCGUCCGUAAAAUGGAGCUCCAGCUCCGACGAAAUAUCGAGGAGAACCGGCAGAAGUUGCGGACGCUGGUUGGAGCCAGUUAUCGGGAUUUAUUGGGGACGGCGGAGAGGAUUAUUGAGAUGGAUGGGCAGAUGAGGGGGGUUGAGGGGGAGUUGGGGGAGGUGGGGAGGAGGUGUGAUGGGGGGAGGAUUGAGAGGAUUGGGGUGAAUUUUGGGAGGUUGAGGGGAGUUGGAUUGAGGGAGGGGAGGGAGAGGGAGAGGGGGGGAUUGAGGGCGGUGGCGCAGACGAAGGUGUUGCAGAGUUGUUUGGUGGUCGCGAGGAGGAUUAUGCGACGGGGUGGGGGGGAGGCAUUGGUGGUUGCGAAGGUGCUGGUUUUGGGGAGGCUUUUGUGUAAGAGUGUGGAGGAGGGCGGGGAGAAGCCUGCUGUUUUGGAGGAGCUGAGACGGAGAUUGGGGUUGUUGAGGAAGAGGUUGGUGGCUUAUAUUGAUCGGUCGUUGCUGAAGACUUCGACGGUUGGGAAUGAUGGGCUGGCUCAGUCGUUGGCGGCUUAUGCUUUGGUUACCAGCUCGAGUGCUAAGGAUGUGCUGCGCCAUUUCCUGAACAUCCACCUUGAACGCAUUGAGUCAGAGGCUGAAGGCGAGAACACGUCAAAAUCUGCUAUACUGGAAGUGUUGGACUUCUACAAGCAGACGCUAGAAAGUAGCCGAGCUGUCUUCCCACGAGCUUUUAUGGAAGCCGUGGCUCGCUUAUCGAAAGGCCCGUUACUUCGUGAUCCGCAGAUUACCGCUCUGACGGAACUCAACAUCGAUUUAUACGGUGAUUGGGUGGCAGAGGAAGUGCAGAGUUUCACGCCCUGGCUCCGACACGAGUCUCUUGCUACCUCUGAAGUGCAGGCGGCAUUGAAGUCAUGGUCGAUGGAAGCGCAGAAGAUGCUCUUGACCGCAGUCACGACCUGUAUCGACGUUCAGAAGGACUUUAGUGCAGUCGUGGAGGUACGGCGAGCUGUUGUUCUGCGAUAUAUGGCCAUGGCCAGUUUACAUAACGAUGAGCAUGUUUCCGAUACCAUCCGAGAGGUCGCGGCUGUUACACGGCGCAGACUUGGAGAGAUCGCGAAGCGCACAGUCCAUGCUGGUAGUGACUCGUUCAGCGGUCUCCGCAACGAUUCAGCAUCUCACCAAGCGACAUCCGAUAUAUGGAAUCUUGCAUCACAGGACUUCGAUCUGCAUGCUGGUGCGAAAUCGUUCCGCACUGCCAUCCUUGCCAAGCAGCACGGGCGUGGCCAUGAGCUGCAGGUAAUAUGCCGAAAACUAGACGGCUGGGUGGAGGAUAUAGAGGCGUUGGUGCAGAGUGUGCAGCAGCUACGGACUGUGAGGUGGCAUAGCGAGCUCGACGUCGAUCUGGAUGACCUCGAGGAUAGCGAUGCUCUUGUUGACGAACUCAACAAGGACGAUCCUGAUAAGCUGCUGGCUCAACUGCGGAAAGGUGUCGGGGAAGUUCUGAAGAAGUUGUACGAUGGGAUAUGUGAUGCGGCGCAGUCGGUUGAUGAUCCGGCCACGAUUCUGAGAGCUCUGCGUGAGCUGAAGAGGCGAGAGAGUGCUCUGCAUGACCUUGUCGAUGUCGAUGUGGGAGAUGAUGAGGGAACAGCCCAGCUCAUCUCCUCCCUUCAUCACGCGUUGGCUGUUCAAGUGUCGAAGGAGGCUUUGGCGCUGUGGUCGUCUGAGCACGGCAGACAUCAUAACGUAGCGACUACACUGUGGGACGGAUCACCAGUCUUGCCUGUGCAGAUAUCGCCUACGGCUUUCAAGGUUCUGACGAAUCUGCACGGGAGCAUGGCAGAUGUUGGGCAUGAUUUGUGGAGUGCGCGAGCUGUCGAUGCUCUGAAGAGGCAUUUAGAUAAGGAGCUGGCUAUAUCACUCGGCGAUGCUCUACCACCCAGAACCAGUCUGCCUACGACGACGAAGAACGGACACGCUUACGAGGAAGAACUCAGUAGCAACGGAGGUGUUACGACGACUGUGGACCAUGAAACCAAAGCCGCGGGCGUCGAGGCAACAGAGACGAAUGAUGAGCAGUCCGUUCGCUCGCGAGAAGACCAAAUACAAUCCCUCUUCGACAUCCUGUACAUAGGCCGGAUCUUGCACCGUCCAGAGACAACAUCCCAGAAGAAUGAAGAGAAAAAGGAGUCCUUGCAUAACCAAGCCUCGGAGCUCUUCACGCAUCUAGACCUCGAGCACUCCGCUCGUGAGCGUCUCACGAAGAGUGCUAAUGAGUACUGGAAACGGACGUACUUGCUCUUCGGCUUUGCUGGCAGAUAG
This is a messenger RNA of Recurvomyces mirabilis, 2388 nucleotides long. RefSeq lists its product as uncharacterized. The transcript has a single exon. The coding region runs from base 1 to 2388 and encodes 795 amino acids. Gene Ontology annotation, biological process: intra-Golgi vesicle-mediated transport. The record is from RefSeq and is a predicted model, not a curated record. Gene Ontology annotation, cellular component: COG complex; Golgi apparatus. NCBI's taxonomy places the organism in Eukaryota, Fungi, Ascomycota, Dothideomycetes, Mycosphaerellales, Teratosphaeriaceae.